Penicillium pulvis is the source of this 1083-nucleotide messenger RNA. Its product is annotated as glycosyltransferase family 32 protein. The record is from RefSeq and is a predicted model, not a curated record. The coding region runs from base 1 to 1083 and encodes 360 amino acids. The transcript has 2 exons. NCBI's taxonomy places the organism in Eukaryota, Fungi, Ascomycota, Eurotiomycetes, Eurotiales, Aspergillaceae. Gene Ontology annotation, biological process: protein N-linked glycosylation. Gene Ontology annotation, molecular function: alpha-1,6-mannosyltransferase activity. Gene Ontology annotation, cellular component: mannan polymerase complex.
AUGCCAACCUUCCGAAGGGCGAUAAUCGCCGUCAUCUGCCUGAUCGCCUUCGUCGUCUUCCUCCGUCAUUCGAGCCGAGACUCCGACGUACCCGGCGCGCCGGGCUACAGACCUGUUCAGGGGAUUUAUGAGGAGGAACAGGAUGCAUACGCGCAAUCAAAGCUUCAAAAAGCCAGCGGGCGUGGCCAAUUACCCCUCGGCGCGACACCGACCGCGCCACUACGCGAACGCCUCCGUUACCAGUUCCCCUACGAUAUGAGCAAAGGCUUCCCCGCAUACAUUUGGCAGACUUGGAAAUACGAUCCUACGUCGGAAUAUUUUGGUGAUGAAUUUCGUGGCACAGAGGCUAGUUGGACGAACCUGCACCCUGGAUUCCAUCACGAGGUUGUCACCGAUGACACGCAGCGACAUCUGAUUCUAUACCUCUACGGGUCCGUCCCCGAUGUCUUCGAGGCAUACGACUCUCUACCCCUACCCGUAAUGAAAGCGGAUUUCUUCCGAUACCUGGUUCUUCUCGCACGCGGCGGUGUCUAUAGUGAUAUCGACACAUUGGCGCUGAAGCCAGCAGGAUACUGGCUGCCUGAGGAGCUGGAUCGGUCAACCGUGGGAUUCAUUGCUGGAAUUGAGGCGGAUCCCAACCGCCCAGAUUGGCACGACUGGUACUCCCGUCGCAUCCAAUUCUGCCAAUGGACCAUCGUUUCGAAGCCCGGUCAUCCCAUUCUGCGUGACAUGGUUGCUUACGUUACUGAGGAAACUCUGCGGAUGAAGAAGGCUGGAAUCCUCAAGGUGGGCAGUAUGGACAAGACCGUUAUGGAGUUUACGGGUCCUGGAGCUUGGACAGAUGCUAUCUUCCGCUACUUCAACAACCCGGAAUACUUCAAUAUCCAGCCCGGAGACAAUAACAUCACAUAUGAAGAUUUCACUGAGCAAACAACGGAGAGGAAGGUCGGCGAUGUGGUUGUUUUACCAAUUACGAGCUUCAGUCCUGGUGUUGGACAAAUGGGAGCAGGUGAAGUUGAUGACCCCAUGGCUUUUGUGAAGCAUAACUUUGAUGGCUCGUGGAAAACGGAUCCAUCCCUGUGA